ACAGAGUGCGCGAGUAAAGUGUAUUUUUACUCCAGAAGAAGGGUUUUGCACUGGAACCAUGGCGACACGCUUGAAGGUACUUCAAACAUUUAAAGCUCUACAUAGAACACGGAUGGUUGUGUUUAAAGAUGAUGAACGGGCAUUGACAGCAGCCAGAUUAAAGAUCAAUGAAGAAUUUAAGAAAAACAAAAAUGAAACAUCAGAAGAAAAUAUACAAGAGAUGGUUAAGAUGAGCAGAGCUGUCGAAACCAUCCUGCGGGAAAAUGUCCUCCAAGCGGAGCAUGUUGGAGAAAACAAGCUUGUUCUACGACCCAGAGAUAGUCUUCUUCUAGAAAAUGUACCUUUCUGUGAGACACCUAGAAAAAAAACAUAGCCUCCAUAGAUUUACAGCCCUUUUUUUUGCCAUGUUGUGUAUAAAUCAUCUAAUAACAUGCCUAAUCGUAUAAUGACUGUUAGAACACAGAGGACAGCUUCCAUGGAUCCUGAGGAAUUUACGGCUGUAAUAUAAAAAUGUUAAAAUUCUAAUGUGUUUUUAAAUUAUUAUUUUUAUUGUUGUAAGAUAAAAAAAUUAAUAAAAGUUCCAUGACUAAA
Molecule: messenger RNA, 591 nt
Organism: Clarias gariepinus (North African catfish)
Lineage: Eukaryota; Metazoa; Chordata; Actinopteri; Siluriformes; Clariidae
Gene: lyrm7
Product: LYR motif containing 7
Exons: 5
Coding region: 59-373 (104 amino acids)
Biological process (GO): mitochondrial respiratory chain complex III assembly
Source: RefSeq, a predicted model, not a curated record